ACGUCGAGAUGGAAGUCUACCACAAGAUGGAAGGCGGCAAAGAGAUGCUUGAAAGACCCCCGGUCUACACAGCCUCUCCUCGGCUGCCCGGACUGCCCUGCAAAAAGCCCCUAAUCAUUGUGGUUGUGGUGGUUGUGAUUGUCCUGGUUGUGUUGGGCUUCCUGCUGAUGGGACUGCACAUCACGGAGAAACAUACAGAGACGGUCCUGCAAAUGACCAUCCAAGGUCUGGAUGGCAAAGGGUCUCCCCAGCACCUUUCCAUGAGCCGGAAGGAGAGGCUGGCCACCUUCCACGUCCAUGGGGCAGCCAACACUUCCGCCACCGUGGUUUAUGACUUCGGCAAUCUUGUGAUUGGCUACCGAUCAUGGCCCGAAGGGAAGUCCUGUUAUCUCACCCGAAUGGAUAAGGAAAACAUCCAAAGCCUGGAUGAGGUUGUCAAGGUGUUCCAGCACAUCCAGCCAAAGCCUUUUAUGCCAACCUUCAAAAGGGGCAAAGAAAAGGAGACAGGAAGUGACCCACAGGCCCUUGCUGACCGCUCCAUGCUGGGCACCACGAUCAACAUUCUUUGCAGCAGCGUGCCCAUCUACUGGGCAUAGAUAGAGACAUAGAACAUCCUGCAACAGUUGUUAUGCCAUUGGGAUG
Messenger RNA from Anolis sagrei ordinatus, 642 nucleotides. RefSeq names its product surfactant protein C (gene SFTPC). NCBI's taxonomy places the organism in Eukaryota, Metazoa, Chordata, Lepidosauria, Squamata, Anolidae. Gene Ontology annotation, cellular component: extracellular region; alveolar lamellar body. The record is from RefSeq and is a predicted model, not a curated record. Gene Ontology annotation, biological process: respiratory gaseous exchange by respiratory system.